UCUCACGCUGUUGCAUUCUGAAUUCUGGAAGAUUUCCUAGAACCGUUUCAAUUUUCUCAAGUGGUUGAUCGAGUUAUGUAACGCUUUAGCGAUGUGGAGUGUUCAACGGAUUUCAGUGCAUUUCCUUUUGCUGGUAGCCGGUAGCUGUUUGGCUGUGGGAAAAUUCUGCAACGAAGUUGAAAAAGUACCGAAGUUAGUGCAAACUGUGAACAAAGGAGUGGAAUAUGGAGUGUGCAACUACUACUGCAUGUUCUCGGAGCAUAGUUUCACGGUACCGGUGCCCAUUGAGAAGAUGUCGUGUGCUUUGGAAUACGAAACCCACCAGAAGCAGGUCUGCUGCGAAGGAUAUCACCGUUACGGGAGUGAAUGCUUACCUACCUGCAAGCACAAGUGUAUCUUCGGCGAAUGCACUGCACCGGAAGCGUGCAGCUGCUAUGGUGGCUAUCGGAAAGUGAAUGAAUUUCUUUGUGAGCCGAUCUGUGAAUCGCCAUGUGAUAAUGGUCGUUGCGUAGCGCCAAAUUCCUGCGUCUGUGAUGAAGGUUUCGAGAAGGAUGAGCACGGGGAGUGUGCGAGGAAAUGUGAAAAGGAAUGUCAAUUUGGGCGGUGUGAGGAAAAUCAGUGUCGGUGUUAUGAGGGAUACGCGUUGGAUCCGGAAAACGAUGGCCGCUGUGUGCCGCAGUGCGAACCGGAAUGCCAGAAUGGGAACUGCGUUCAGACGAACGUUUGCCAGUGUGCAGCAGGAUACACCCUAUCCCCGGUGUUCCCGUUUCUGUGCGAACCCGUCUGCACCAGAAGCUGCCAAAACUGCAUUGCCCCGGAGACGUGUCAGUGCGAAGAAGGCUACCAACUGAAUGAUCAAAAGGAAUGUGAACCGAUCUGCGAGAGCGUAGAUUGCACCAAUGGAUUUUGCGCGCAACCGGAAGUCUGCCAGUGUAACGAUGGCUAUCGAUAUGAGGAAGGUGAAUGCGUUCCGGUGUGCAGUGCAGAUUGCGUCAACGGGGAGUGCGUUGCACCGGGAGUCUGCGUAUGCGAUGAGCUGUAUCGACAGGGAAAGAAUGUAACAUGUGAACCGUACUGUCCGGACGGGUGUUUCAACGGUGAUUGCGUGGGUCCCGGGUUUUGUCGUUGCAGGGAAGGUUUUGAGGCUGGCGAGGAGAGCGGACUGUGCGAGCCUCGGUGCAGUAGACCCUGCGAGAAUGGUGUUUGUGCGGGACCGGAGAGGUGUGUUUGUAACGAAGGCUAUCAGUUGGAUCGGAAGGACGUGGGCAAGUGUGUACCGAAGUGCGAUAAACCGUGCGUUCACGGGAGGUGCGUUGCACCCGAUGUUUGCGAGUGUAGUAAAGGAUACGUGAAAUUGGAGAACAGCCGCAACGUAUGUGAAGCCAAAUGCACCAACGGAUGCUCAAAUGGGAAAUGCGUCGGUCCAGAACGCUGCGAAUGUCUUCCGGGCUACUUUGCGACUACGAGUGCGAUCAGCUCCAAGAAGUCGAUCUGUACACCGUACUGCAAGAACAGAUGCGUCAACGCGUACUGUAUCAAGCCGAACGUCUGCCAGUGCAUUGCGGGUUAUCGAUUCGGGGAGAAUAGCACUAGCGUGUGCGAGCCAAUCUGCGAUGAGGAGCUGGUGGAUUGUACCAAUGGGCGUUGCACUCAGCCGAAUGUCUGCGAAUGCGAUGAGGGUUUCAUGCUGGCGAUUCGGAAUGGCAGAAUGGUUUGUGAUCCGAAACCAUGCGAACGAGUUUGCGUGAACGGGUUCUGCGUUGGUGAUGAUCACUGCGUUUGUCUGGAAGGGUAUAGGAAAUCGGUCAAGUAUGAUUACAUCUGUGAGCCGAUAUGUGACGCUAGAUGUGUUAACGGGGUGUGCAUCGCUCCGGGCAUGUGUGUUUGCAAGGACGGGUUCUACGCUGGCGCAGAGGGGACGUGCGAGCCGCUUUGUAGUGUUGCAGAGGUGGAUUGUACGAACGGAGUUUGCAUGGGAGCUAAUCAGUGUCAGUGUCAUGAGGGAUUCCAAUCGAGGAGGAAUUCGGUUGGGGUAAUGGAGUGUGUUCCGGUGUGUUCGACGAGUUGCGUAAACGGUCGGUGUGCAGCUCCGGGACGCUGUGAAUGUGACGAAGGAUUCCAGCUGGAUGAGACGUUGGCAGUUUGCGAACCGAUUUGUAAUCCACCCUGCGUCAAUGGUGAGUGUGUGGAACCAGAUCUUUGCAUGUGCUACGAAGGGUUCGUGCCAGAUAAUGAGGACGUGUUUGAGGCGAACCAUUUAUGUGUUCCAUAUUGUGAUCCGAGCGUGGUGGAUUGUAGUGAGGGGUACUGUGGUGCCAAUAAUCUUUGCCGUUGUCAUGAAGGAUACUAUUCGAGCUUUACCGCGAAUGGAGUUAGCACGUGUUUACCCGUUCCAGAGGCAAUUGUUCUGCAGUGUGAUGUACCCAGUACGACUACGAUUACUCCGGAACAGGAAUGCUAUUGUGAAUCUGCAGAACCUUGUCCAGUAGUAACUUGCCCACCUGUAGUAGAGACAACGACAGCACCUAGCUGUGAUUUUACCUGCCCAGAUCCUCCAGUGUGUCCUGAACUACAAUGUCCGACAAUUCCUCCGACUACAACAGAAACCUACCAGCCAUGUGAAUGCCCUGUUCAAGCACCUUGUCCAGAUUUCGAGUGUCCUCCACCGGUCGUUGAAGAGUGCUCUUUGCCGGAGCAGGACUCGAAAUCGGACGAAAUCAUACAGUACAGUUGCGACGACAGUUACGUAGACUGCAGUCAUGGAACGUGUCUGGGGAGCAACAUCUGCGAGUGCAAUCCGGGCUAUCGAAAGGCCAUUGACGAACAGGAAUUGAUCGUGUGCGAACCAGUAUGCAAGCAAGCUUGUAUGAAUGGAGUCUGCGUGGCUCCGGACGUUUGCGAAUGCUUCGUUGGCUAUGCGGAUGAUGGCCAUGGAUUGUGCCAGCCGCUCUGUGAGGAGCCUUGUGUGAAUGGGGAAUGUGUUGCACCAGAUGUUUGCCGUUGUUUAGUCGGGUACGAAGAGGAAUGGGAUGGGAUGUGUCGAAAAAAGUGCGAACCGGAGUGCCACAAUGGGAUUUGCGUAGAUGGAGAAUGCGUUUGUGAUGAGGGGUAUGAGCUUAACUCGGAAAAUGUCUGUGUAGAGAUGGACCUGAUAGACUUUGUUGAAGAAGAUGUCAGGAAGAUUGAGAGUAAUUACGCUGGAAGGAUUCAGAGCAGGUUGGGCAUGGAUUGCGAUGAUGGGUAUGAGAUGUUGGAUGGCUACAGCGAUUGUGUUCCGGUUUGUGAGGGUUGUGAACAUGGAGACUGCGUAGCUCCGGGUGAGUGUGAUUGCCACGAAGGAUUCAUUCGGUCGUACAUCGACGGGGUGGGGUCCUGUGAGCUCGAGGUGGAGGAAAUUAGUGAACCUCUGUUAGAGGAAACUACAAAAGCAGAGCUAGCGGAAUGGCAGGCGGCAGAACAGGUUGAGAUCAUCCAUAAGGGUGAAGCAUUUAACUUCCUGUCCAUUUUCAAUCGUAGUCAUUUUUUGAUGGCAGCAGUGGCAUCAGCAGUAGCCCUAGCUUUAAUGCUAGUCUCAUACUGGGUCUGUAGCUAUCUGAAUAGGGUGAAUUCAAUUCCUAACGAAACGAUGAUCGAUUAACAGUUUCACCAAUAAGACCAAUCAUUCUACCAAAGUAUUCAUCAGUGCCAUUAUCCUUAUAAAUCGUCGUUAUAUUUAUUCAAUGGUUUCGUAUCCGCUUAGGGGAAAUAAAUAAAAGUUAAAAGGCGUUCGUUACCUAAAACUAGUUCGGCUUUGAAA
This is a messenger RNA of Ochlerotatus camptorhynchus, 3796 nucleotides long. Its product is annotated as fibrillin-1-like. Bases 92 to 3637 code for a protein of 1181 amino acids. The transcript has 8 exons. The record is from RefSeq and is a predicted model, not a curated record. NCBI's taxonomy places the organism in Eukaryota, Metazoa, Arthropoda, Insecta, Diptera, Culicidae.